Molecule: messenger RNA, 1630 nt
Organism: Syngnathus typhle (broad-nosed pipefish)
Lineage: Eukaryota; Metazoa; Chordata; Actinopteri; Syngnathiformes; Syngnathidae
Gene: fxyd6
Product: FXYD domain containing ion transport regulator 6
Exons: 8
Coding region: 126-434 (102 amino acids)
Biological process (GO): regulation of sodium ion transmembrane transporter activity
Cellular component (GO): membrane
Molecular function (GO): sodium channel regulator activity
Source: RefSeq, a predicted model, not a curated record
GGCUCGAGUCCAGCGUUCCACACGCACACACACACUCACGGAUGAGAAGACUGGAGAGCAGCAGCUGACUGACAACAGUGGGUGGCUCGUCUAUUUAUUGACCUGCUGGAUAAGCAAAAGUUGCCAUGGAAACUACUUCUCUCUUCCUCUCUUCGCUCCUCAUGUGUGUGGCGGCCGGAGCAGACGUUGAUGUACAGGAUGAACCGGAGAAAGAGGAAAAUCCUUUUAUCUAUGACUACGAGAGCCUGAGGAUUUGUGGACUGGCCUUAGCUGUGGUGCUGUUCACGCUGGGCAUCCUGCUUAUUCUCAGUCGACGGUGCCGCUGCAGUAUCAAGCAGAAAAGCAGGGCCCCCAGAGAUGAGGAGGCGCAGGAGGAAAACCUCAUCGUCUCAAAGGCCGCAGCAGCCGCCAAAGAGACUCCAGCGGAAAACUGAGGCAGCUCCCCUCCGCUGUCAGCUCGCACUGCCUUCUGAUUUUAUUUGACAUGAAUCCACGGCAUCAUAGCUAUAACUAUUAUAAGUGGUGACACAUCAAGGUAAGGGUAUUCUAAAAACGUGUACAUAAAUCAUACCUACCCUGACGACAAACCUUUAGGCCCGUCGUGCUUCGUCGUGAUCGUAGCAGUCCUCAGUGCUCUUGUCUCUUCUUGUGCCUUCAUAAAGUCUCCCGAUUUGAUUAACGCUGUCCAUACUGUCGCGGGUAAUAGCACCUUUGACACAAGAUGGUCUUCAAGAUAGAUAGAAAGUGUGUCUGCGUGGUGUGCUUUUGUUUGUUUGGUACUCCCAGCUCCUGCUUUUUAGAGUUUAGUCCUUAGGUAGCAGUUUGAAAUCACGAAAGGGCUUAUGAAUGGUUUAUAAAUGGCUAUGUUAUUAAGCCUUAAUAAACUAAUAGAUGACAUGGAACCACAUGAAUCUCAACUGAAAAAUCGGCCUGAAAAAAAGGACUUCUGCUGGAGCGCCAUCUGCUGGAUUUGAUUUGUCUCUGCAAGACGAGGCCGCAAUGGCGGAAGUAGCUUGAAGUUGCCAAAAAGUGAGCCCACACAAAUGAUUCACGUCGCCAAAUAGUGUCCUGCUGUUUAUCAAGGCUUCCUAAUGAUGAACUAUUUAUAAGCAUUUGUAAACUCGAUCAAUGUAGCGUGUCAAUGGCUUGACUCCAUUCUUUAUGUUGUCAAUUGUCCUUGAAAAUGUUUGUUGUACUAUAUUUGUACUGUAUUUAAGCGUACAGAGAACUAUACACCGGUAAGUUGUAUGUAUGUAUGUAAGUGUGUGUCUUUGCAUACAUGUGAAUACAUAUACGCAUGUAUGUGUGUAAGCGUGAUGUGUGAGACAAUCGGACCUGCUUCCAUCCACUGCAGAGACGUCCUGUGGAAUUUACUGCAUCAGCUGUCUCACUGCCGUCCACUUUUUUGCUCCUCCCCUGAUUCUCGAGGGAACGUGAAUUCCACAUGUACACAUUCACUAUUUAUUUUCUACUUGGAUUUGAGUGAGCCUUAAAGGUCACCAAGAAAACGUUCACACGUGCGAUUGGUUUGAAGAGACACCCAAUUGUCCAAUCGCCGCAUGAGGCCUUGUUGUGUUGCAACAUGUCAUACUUUUGGCAUACGAUAUGAAUAAAUGUCUCAAGACUCAUA